GUAUAUGCAGAUAAUAUAUUCACCAUUUCACUUGACCCACAAAAGCUAAAACCAAGAACAAUUAUCCCACUUUAUGAAAUAUCAUAUUAUAUCAAAACUUAAUUACAAAAAAAAAAAUGAGCAUUGCUCUUCAUAUGAACCCUCCUUACAGUUUAUCUUCAAAUUUCUCAACUUCUAACAACUUCAAAAACUACAUAACAAAACAUAUUAUUAGAACAACCAGCAGUAGAAAUGUAAUUAACUUCAAUAAUUAUAGGAAAAUCAGAGCCAUUGGAACUGUUCCUGAGAGAGAUCAAGCUAAUGAAGCAAGCCAAUCAGAGGAAGAACUUGAACCACCUUAUGUUGGAUUUGCAUUUGUCAGUUCAGUGUUACUCCCUGAUGGAACACCUGAUAUGCAUUUGCGGUCAGCAACGGGUGGACAAAAGCUUAGGGAUAUAAUGUUGGAUAAUGAUAUUGAACUCUAUGGACCUUAUGCAAGGCCGCUAUUAAACUGCGCCGGUGGAGGAACUUGUGGAUCAUGCAUGGUGGAGGUGAUUGAAGGCAAGGAGCUUCUGAAUCCCAGGACUGAAACAGAGAAAGAACAUUUAAAGAAGAAGCCCAAGAACUGGAGACUUGCUUGUCAAAUCACAGUUGGCACACCAGAAUCUAGAGGAAUGGUUGUUAUUCAGCAAUUACCAGAAUGGAAAGCGCAUGAAUGGAAGUAUGAAAAAGAUGUCCCUUAUGUAUCUGAGUAGUUACAUACCUUCAAGUAUAUAACUUUGUAAAUUAUCGAAGCAUAUAAAUGAAUAAUUGAAAUUCAAACAAUUUUUUGGCAUUCAAAUUUUAAUGGAAUGAUUAUUUUAACAA
Molecule: messenger RNA, 846 nt
Organism: Beta vulgaris subsp. vulgaris (sugar beet)
Lineage: Eukaryota; Viridiplantae; Streptophyta; Magnoliopsida; Caryophyllales; Amaranthaceae
Exons: 6
Coding region: 117-734 (205 amino acids)
Biological process (GO): P450-containing electron transport chain
Cellular component (GO): chloroplast thylakoid membrane
Molecular function (GO): 2 iron, 2 sulfur cluster binding
Source: RefSeq, a predicted model, not a curated record